AUGACCGUCACAAUUCGGCCGUGGUGGAAGGAUAGUGUGGUCUAUCAGAUCUAUCCUGCUUCGUAUCUAGAUACGAACGGUGAUGGUGUUGGCGACAUACCAGGGAUCACGUCCUCUCUUGACUACAUUCAGUCCAUCGGUGUCGAUGUUAUUUGGGUGUGUCCCAUGUACGAUAGUCCACAAAUCGACAUGGGUUACGACAUUUCCGACUACAAAGCAGUCUAUCCUCCGUAUGGGACCAUCCAAGAUAUGCAGAAACUCAUCGCAGAGACACACAGGCGAGGGAUGCGGAUAAUAUUGGACCUUGUUGUCAACCACACUUCACACCAGCACCAGUGGUUCCAGGAGUCACGAUCGUCGAAAGACAACCCGAAACGAGACUGGUAUAUCUGGAAGCCUGCAAAGUACGAUGCACAAGGACAUCGCAAACCACCAAAUAACUGGCGAUCAAAUUUCGGCGGCAGCACGUGGACAUGGGACGAGCUCACACAGGAGUAUUACCUUCAUCUAUUCUGCCCUGAACAGCCUGAUCUCAACUGGGACAAUUUGGAAACAAGGAAAGCAAUUUACGAGGAUGCCAUGAUAUACUGGCUGGAUAUGGGCGUCGACGGCUUCCGGGUCGAUACUGUAAACAUGUACAGCAAGGAUCCAAGCUUUCCAGACGCCCCUAUAACGGAUCCUAAUGCUGAGGAGCAGGAUGCUGGCUUAGUGUAUUGUAACGGGCCGAAGAUGAAGGAGAUAUUGUCAGAGAUGAACGCCAUUCUCUCGAGAUACGACGCAUUCACAGUUGGCGAGUGUCCUAACACUCCCGAUAUUUCGACUGUCGUGGACUACGUUGGUGCCAGCGCAAAGCGGCUCAACAUGGUGUUCCAGUUCGAGGUGGUCGAUCUAGGUCAAGGCAAGGUGUUUAAAUACAAAUCCAAACCGUUCAACUUCCAACUGCCAGAGCUCAAGGAGGCGAUCGACAUGACACAGUCAUUUCUCACGCAUACUGAUGGAUGGACCACAUCGUUCGUUGAGAACCACGAUCAAGCUCGAUCUGUAUCGCGAUUCGGCGACGACAGCCCUCGAUGGCGUGAACGAUCAGCCAAGAUGCUCGCACUCCUCUUCGGCUCUCUAUCUGGAACUUUGUUCAUCUACCAAGGUCAAGAGAUUGGCAUGAUCAAUAUGCCGAAAGAGUGGUCGAUCGAUGAAUACAAGGAUGUUGACUCCAUCAACUACUAUCGAAUGGUCGAUCGGUGCAGCAAGAAUGAUGCCAUGGAGCUCGCGGAAGCACAAGCCUCUUUACAGCAUUAUGCUCGAGACCAUGCUCGUACGCCCAUGCAAUGGUCGACUGGCUUCAAUGGUGGCUUUACUGCAGACGACACUCCGCCAUGGAUGCGGGUCAACACUUCGACCGAGUAUAUCAACGUACAAGAUCAGCUGAAACGCAAGGACUCUCCACUCGCAUUCUGGCGACGAGUGCUGUCGAUGCGAAAGCAGUACAACGAAUCAUUCGUCCAUGGCAACUUUGAGCUGCUCGAUGCCUCCAACCCGAAUGUCUUUUCAUUCGUGAAGCGAAGAGGCAAUAGAGUAGCCGUUGUGGUCUGCAAUUGCUCUGGUAGCGAGAACAAAUUGCCAUAUUUCAACGGGCUGGACAACUCGAAGAUCGUGCUUGGCAAUGUAGAUAAGCCAGCCGUGACAACCUUGCAGCCGUGGGAAGGCAGAGCAUAUGUUCUAUCAUAUUAG
This is a messenger RNA of Recurvomyces mirabilis, 1728 nucleotides long. RefSeq lists its product as uncharacterized. Lineage: Eukaryota; Fungi; Ascomycota; Dothideomycetes; Mycosphaerellales; Teratosphaeriaceae. Gene Ontology annotation, biological process: sucrose catabolic process; maltose catabolic process. The coding region runs from base 1 to 1728 and encodes 575 amino acids. Gene Ontology annotation, molecular function: sucrose alpha-glucosidase activity; alpha-amylase activity; oligo-1,6-glucosidase activity. The record is from RefSeq and is a predicted model, not a curated record. The transcript is spliced from 2 exons.